Rhinopithecus roxellana (golden snub-nosed monkey) is the source of this 2000-nucleotide messenger RNA. It is a transcript of the gene DTX3, whose product is annotated as deltex E3 ubiquitin ligase 3. Bases 306 to 1349 code for a protein of 347 amino acids. Gene Ontology annotation, biological process: protein ubiquitination; Notch signaling pathway. NCBI's taxonomy places the organism in Eukaryota, Metazoa, Chordata, Mammalia, Primates, Cercopithecidae. The transcript has 7 exons. The record is from RefSeq and is a predicted model, not a curated record.
CCCUCAGCCUGCACCCCCUGCAACCCCCAACCUUUCGGGGUCUCCCCCUCCUUGUUGCUAAGGCCCGGACCGUCAUCCCAGCAACAGCCUCAGUCAUGUGACCGGCAAUGGCGGCGCUGACGAGAGGCUUUCUUGGGGGCCUCAGAGCUGGGGAAGAAAGGAGGAAGUCCUGGUCAGCUGAGUGGAAAUAGAAGGAUUUCUGCUGCCAUCAUCUUCCAUGGGCUUCCCAGCUCACACGACUUACAAGUAGGGAGCAGGGAAAAAAGAGUGAGCCUGCAUGCCAAUUCUAAGCUCUUCAGGAUCAAAUGUCGUUCGUCCUGUCCAGAAUGGCAGCCUGUGGAGGCACCUGCAAGAACAAAGUGACUGUCUCCAAGCCUGUGUGGGACUUCCUGAGCAAAGAGACCCCAGCCCGGCUGGCCCGGCUUCGGGAGGAGCAUCGUGUGUCCAUCCUCAUAGAUGGCGAGACUUCUGACAUCUAUGUUCUCCAGCUUUCCCCACAGGGCCCUCCCCCGGCCCCUCCCAAUGGGCUCUACCUAGCCCGGAAGGCUCUUAAGGGGCUGCUAAAAGAGGCAGAGAAAGAGCUGAAAAAAGCUCAGAGGCAGGGGGAGCUGAUGGGCUGCUUGGCUCUGGGGGGUGGAGGGGAGCACCCUGAGAUGCACCGCGCAGGUCCACCCCCUCUCCGAGCAGCCCCACUUCUGCCCCCAGGGGCGCGGGGGCUCCCCCCUCCUCCUCCCCCCCUGCCCCCACCUCUUCCUCCUCGCCUUCGGGAGGAGGCAGAAGAGCAGGAGAGCACCUGCCCCAUCUGUCUGGGGGAGAUCCAGAAUGCCAAGACAUUGGAGAAGUGCCGGCAUUCAUUCUGCGAGGGCUGCAUCACCCGGGCUCUGCAGGUGAAAAAGGCUUGCCCCAUGUGCGGCCGCUUCUAUGGGCAGCUGGUGGGCAACCAGCCCCAGAAUGGGCGGAUGCUGGUCUCUAAGGACGCCACCCUCCUACUACCCAGCUAUGAGAAGUAUGGCACCAUUGUCAUCCAGUACGUCUUCCCGCCCGGUGUCCAGGGGGCUGAACACCCAAACCCAGGAGUUCGGUAUCCUGGCACCACACGGGUGGCCUACCUCCCGGACUGCCCCGAGGGCAACAAGGUGCUGACCCUGUUCCGCAAGGCGUUUGACCAGCGUCUCACCUUCACUAUCGGCACGUCCAUGACCACAGGGAGACCGAAUGUCAUCACCUGGAAUGACAUCCACCACAAGACCAGCUGCACAGGGGGACCCCAGCUGUUUGGGUACCCAGACCCCACCUACCUGACCCGGGUGCAAGAGGAGCUGAGAGCGAAGGGUAUCACAGAUGACUGAAGGACAUCGCCUUUGCCAAGGCCCCUGCUGUCCACCUCUACUAGGACCCAGCAGAAGCCUCUUUCUCCUCUCUGCCCCCUGCCCCCCACAACACACCUGUAGGGGACCUGUCUGACUGGGAAGGGCGUUCUGAGAGGGAGGGGGCAAUCCCUUCCCCCAUCCCCCACCGGCCAAGUGUUUCAAUGCAGUGUGAGCCACUCCCUUCUGGCAGAGGCCAACCUCCAAAGGCUCUGUUCUCCGCUCCCGGUGUAUAUAUACUCCCGGUUUCCCUGUCCCUCCAAUGCCCUUGGCUUUUUCUGGUAUGUGCUGUGCUCCAUGACCAAGCCGAGAAAGGACCUAGGGUGGGGAAGAGAGGGUCUCUUGAUUCCCAACUGCCCCCACAUACUGCUUCACCGCUGAACUUCGGGUGCCGGAGAGGAGGAAUUGGGCUGAUGUGAGCUCCCCACCCGCCCCCAUGGAGCUGGCUGUGUGUGUUCAUCAGAUACAGUUCUUCCUUAACCUUGUCCUUUCUUUCCUGUGUCCCAGUCUCCGUCAGUCUGUCUUUCUCCGCUCUUCUCUGACCCCUAUGAGGAACCUCCUUACCCUGUUCUGGAAUCGCUGCCAGACUGUAGCUUUUAAUUUAAUAAAAAUAAAGUAAAAUAUGCAACUCUU